AUGUUUAGCGACCAGCCCAUGCGAGCCAGUCUCCAGGUGGCUCCUCUUACCAUCGCCAAAUCACGAACUGAAUCAUCUGGAGAUGCUUCAUCGACCUCAGAAAACGACAACACUCUCUACUCACAAUCACAAAUGACACCCCCCGCUACACCAAAUGGCUCGCAGGAGGAUCUCUCACCUUCACCUCAGUACAUCCCUCCCCAAGUCUUCCACAACUUCCUGCGAGCCUUCUACCCUUUCAACCCCAGUUAUGUCAUGUCCGACUCGAGUGUGACAUUACCUCUUAACGAGGGUGAUGUGAUUCUCGUGCACUCUAUUCACACCAAUGGAUGGGCUGAUGGUACAUUACUUGUCUCGGGUGCCCGAGGAUGGUUACCGACCAACUACUGCGAGGCUUACGAGCCUGAUGACAUGUGCAACUUGUUAAAGGCUCUCUUGAACUUUUGGGAUCUGCUUCGAAGCACAUCAGUCAAUGACAAGGAGAUCUUUGGCAACCAGGAGUUCAUGAAGGGCAUUAUUGCGGGUGUUCGAUUCCUAUUGGAACGAACAAACUGUCUCAACCGAGAAUCUACCUUUAUUCAAAGGAACGAUGCUCUGCGCAAGUGCCGCAAGUCUCUUCUCUCUGAACUAUCAUCCCUAGUCAAGACAGCCAAGCGAUUGCAAGAGACACAACGUCUCGAAAUCGCUCCCGUUGAAGAUGUGAAUGAUAUCAUCGACGAGAUGAUUCUCAAAGCCUUUAGAAUUGUAACAAAGGGAGUUCGCUUUAUGGAUGUGCUCGAGGAUGACCGAAGGGCACGUGCGCCUUCAGCUGUUACUGUUAUGGAUACAGUGCUCGAAGAAUCAUACGUGCCGCCAACACCACCCGCUGAUCAGUCUUCCUUUGAUGAACAAAGCCAACGCAGCACAAGCAUAAAUGACACAGAUUCCCAAGCUGCUGCCAGUGUCGCUGCCUCUGAAUCGAGCGAGACAACUCAAACAUCAACGUCCAUCUUCAACAAGCGAUUAUCGUCACUUAGUGGUCGUACUGGCCCGAGCUCUCACAGGUUGUCUCAGGGAAGCCUUUCGCAAGCCCAAGCUCAAGCUCACCGCCUGUCCGCCACUAUUUCGCACCGAGUGUCUCUUGCUGGCCCAUCUUCAGUGUCGAGAGCCCAUCAUCUAGUUACUGAGCGCCUGAACCGCAGCCACGAUACGUUCCUGUCUCAUCUGGGAUCUUUCAUUGGUCGCCUGCAUCUUCAAUCACAGUCGCGCCCCGAGCUCGCAUCAGCGAUCCGUCAGUCUGCACUUUCAGGUGGAGAAUUGCUUGCAGUAAUCGACGGCGUCUAUGACCACAUCAACUCCAGCUCUGAGGCUCUUGCCCGAGCUCGAUCCACCAUGUUCGCCCGAAUCCAAGAUCUAGUCUUUUCUGCCCGCGAUACCCUUGUCAGCGCUGCCUCUGAAGAUGCCGAUUUAAUUAUGCCCCAUGACAACACAAUGCUCCUCGCAUCCGCUACGGGCUGCGUUAGGGCCGCUGGAGAUUGCGUUGCCAAGGCAAAAUCCGCUAUCGAGCGCAUUGGCGAUUUUGAAUUCGAGCUCGAGACUAGCAGCCUUGGAAUUGAUCUCAGCAUUCUAGAUAUCGAUACCGAGGAGCGAGCUAGGACCCCAUCUGUUUCAGAACACAAUGACGCUGUCAGCGUUGCCGGUUCCAACCGAACCUCCAACUCAUCUAACGGACAUGCUCGUCGCCUCACUGUUGUCGCAAUUGAUAAGCCUCUUCCUGAGGUUCCCCAGGUGACCACACCUACUGAUGAACAGACCGUUCAUCCUUCACCCACCUCUUCUCGACGGUCGUCAGUUGCCGAUGACAACGUCUCCAGCGUUGCAUCCUCCAUCUCCUCCCUACGACCUUCUCUCCCUCCCCUUCCCAAGCUUUCUACCACUCUCCUUGCCAACGAGGAAUACAGUCCUGUCGAUAACAAUGACAACGACUUCAACUCCUCUUCUCGGUUCGACAGUAUGGUUGCUUCCAGCGCUGGUAGCAGUGCCACCUACCUCAGCCGUGACUCUGAGGUCAGCAUUGUUUCGCAAUCUUCCACUCGAGCUACCACUCCUGAGCAGAACCUUGCCCCUCAGAAGCAGCCUUCGCUGUCGAAUUUGAGCAAUGGUGGAAGCUCGGAGGAUGUCGAUGUCGAGUCAAGACUUAUGGAGAAGACCUUUGCCCACGAGCUCAUGUUCAACAAGGAGGGCCAGGUUACUGGCGGCUCUCUCCCCGCUCUUGUCGAGCGUCUCACAACCCACGAAUCUACUCCUGAUGCCAUGUUUGUUUCUACCUUCUAUCUCACCUUCCGCCUCUUCUGCACACCGGUCCGACUGGCUGAAGCGCUUAUUGAGCGAUAUGACUAUGUCAAUGACUCUCCUCAUGUGGCUGGACCUGUCCGUUUGAGAGUAUACAAUGCUUUCAAGGGCUGGCUCGAGUCCCACUGGAGGGAUGAGACCGAUCGCGAUGCUCUUGACUUGAUCAUCCCCUUUGCUGAACACAAGCUGGCGUCCUCUCUGCCUUCUGCUGGUCGACGUCUGUUUGAGCUUGCUCAGCGUGUCUCAGGCGAGGGUUCUCUGGUGCCCCGACUUGUCUCCUCAAUGGGCAAGACCAAUACCUCCAUUGCUCAAUACGUGCCAGCUGACACUCCUUUGCCCAUUCCUGCCAUCACCAAGGGCCAGCUCAACCUUCUCUCUGCUUUCAAGAUGGGCGCCGCUCAGCCAAGCAUUCUUGACUUUGACCCUCUCGAGUUGGCUCGCCAGUUGACCAUCAAGCAAAUGAACAUCUUCUCUUCCAUCCUUCCUGAGGAGCUUCUUGCUUCUCAGUGGAUGAAGAAUGGUGGCGUCGCCGCUCCCAAUGUCAAGGCUAUGUCCUCUCUGUCAACUGAUCUUUCCAACCUCGUCGCUGAGACUAUCCUCCAGCAGCAAGAGGUCAAGAAGCGUGCUCAGGUUAUCAAGCAAUGGAUCAAGAUUGCUCACCAGUGUCUUGAGCUCCACAACUACGACGGUCUUAUGGCUAUCAUCUGCAGUCUCAACAGCAGCACUAUCAGUCGCCUCCGAAAGACUUGGGAUGCCAUCUCCACGAAGCGCAAGGACAUGCUCCAGAACCUCCAGGAUCUGGUCGAGCCCUCUCAGAACAACAAGGUCUUGCGAACAAGACUCCACGACCACGUUCCUCCUUGCCUGCCUUUCCUUGGCAUGUACUUGACCGACUUGACAUUUGUCGACAUUGGCAACCCUGCCACCAAGCAAAUGUGUCUCGGCCCUGAGUCUGAGGAGGAUGGCAACGGUGGCAUCACUGUUGUCAACUUUGACAAGCAUACUCGCACUGCCAAGAUCAUUGGAGAGCUUCAGCGAUUCCAAAUCCCGUACAGACUUACUGAGGUGCCUGAUAUGCAGGACUGGAUGUCCUCUCAGAUCAGCCAUCUCCGUGAUAGUGAGGAGGGCAAUGUCCAAGUCACCUACUACCGCAAGAGUCUCCUCCUCGAGCCUCGCGAGACUGCUAGCCGACCUCCAGUUGACUCCUCCGCUGCCUCCAUCGUUGGCGUUGGAGGUGGUCGCCCCGACCUCUUCAGCUGGAUCUCCCGCGACCGAGGCACCUCAACACCAACUCCUACCCAGAUAUAAGAUUCUGCUUAUCGCAUCAGAUCCUUACUGGACUGAACAGCAAUUUACCUUCACCAUUAUCACACGCACAUAUUACCUCCCACCAGUAACUACUUCAUCUUUGAUACCC
Molecule: messenger RNA, 3748 nt
Organism: Fusarium oxysporum Fo47
Lineage: Eukaryota; Fungi; Ascomycota; Sordariomycetes; Hypocreales; Nectriaceae
Product: ras guanine nucleotide exchange factor domain-containing protein
Exons: 2
Coding region: 1-3639 (1212 amino acids)
Biological process (GO): positive regulation of GTPase activity; Ras protein signal transduction
Cellular component (GO): plasma membrane
Molecular function (GO): guanyl-nucleotide exchange factor activity; protein binding
Source: RefSeq, a predicted model, not a curated record